This is a messenger RNA of Plasmodium relictum, 1326 nucleotides long. Its product is annotated as conserved Plasmodium protein, unknown function. The coding region runs from base 1 to 1326 and encodes 441 amino acids. Lineage: Eukaryota; Apicomplexa; Aconoidasida; Haemosporida; Plasmodiidae. The transcript has a single exon. The record is from RefSeq and is a predicted model, not a curated record.
AUGAAAAUAUUAAGCUUCAUAACAAUAACAAUAUAUACAAUAAUUUUAGGAAAUAAUUUAAGUACUUCCUUUUUUAUUAAAAAUAAUUUUUCGAAUAAAAAAGACUAUUAUAAUCGUGUGUAUGUAUCUCGUCCAGCUCAAAAAAAAAGCAAUCAAUUAAAAUCAAAAAUUAUAAUAAAUAAAAGAAAAAAAGAAGAAAAUGAAAGAAAUAAAUCGUAUAAAAAUGAUUAUAAAUCAUCGUCGAAAUACAAAUCAAUAGAAGAGUUAAUUAAUGAAUAUCCUUAUAAAUUACCAGAUUAUGAUAUUCAAAGAGAACCAUAUAUAAUUUUAAAAGAUAAAAUUAAAUCAGAAUUUUUAAAGGGAUAUGAAUUACCUUUUGGUUUAAUUGAUCCAGUUAAGUAUGAAUUAUUAAAAUUAAUUGGAAAGAUAUGUGAUCCGUUUAAACCGUUAUGUUGUUAUUCAUUAACACCUAGAUUAUUCAUCGACAAAUUGUUUACCAAUAAAUAUGAAAUAUCAUAUGAUGAUUUCUGUUAUAAUAUAGAAUACAAAAUGAGAUUUUAUAUGCCAUCUUACACAGAAAUAUUUAUGUAUGAAAAAGAAUUGUUGUGGAAAGAAUGGAUGGCUAUAAGGAAUUUAAAAGAAGUAUCACCUGUAACACCCUUAGAUGAUCAUGAAAGAAUUACAAAAAUUUUAGAAAAUGAUGAAACGACUUUACCUAAUGCUAUACGAAAAGUAAAUAAAGAAAUAAAUAAUCAAGGUAUUCAUCCUUCUAUAUUAAAAAUGUUUUUUGAUUUUCUAAAUAUAGAAAAAUGUGAUAAUAAAUUGAAAAGAGAUAAUGCAUUUUUAAAAUUAGAAACAAUUAAAAAUCAAAUUAAAAAUAGAGAUUUCAUGGAAGGAAUCAGACCUGAUUACUUAUAUAUUAUGUUUAAUAAAAAGGCGAAUGAUUAUUAUUCUAACUUUAAUGAAAAAGAAUAUGAAAAAACUUUUUUAGAGUCUGUCAACUAUAACACUAUGAGGCAAAAGAUUAUUAGUGAAAAUUCUCUUUACAAAAAACAAAGAAAAGAGUUUUCUGAAAAAACUAAAAAAUCACUUAUGAAAUUUUAUGACAUAGAAUUACCAUCUUUUUUUAAAGAAUAUAUAAAAAAGAAAGAAGAAAAUUACAAAGUUAUUCAAUCUAAAAUUAAAACAAUGAUAGAAAAUAAAUAUCUUAAAAGAAAAAAAAAAAGAGAAGAUAGGCUUUCAGGAAAAAUUGUUUUGGAGGAAAAAAUAGAGGAAAAUACAGAAGAAAAGAAAAAAAAAAAAAAGAAAAAAAAAACUAAAUUAUAA